This is a messenger RNA of Rubroshorea leprosula, 903 nucleotides long. NCBI's taxonomy places the organism in Eukaryota, Viridiplantae, Streptophyta, Magnoliopsida, Malvales, Dipterocarpaceae. The record is from the annotation of a GenBank genome assembly.
GGUUGGAUUUAGUGGGCCGAGUUAAUAUUUAAAAGGCUCCGUAAAAUAUUCAAAGUUUAGAGCCCAUAUGGCGCGGGAGAUUCAUAAUCAUAAAAAUGGAGAAAAGAUUAAAGAAGGGUCGGACCUGGCAGAGGGAGAGAACGAAGGGAGGAAGGAGGCAAUGGGAGACCUGUUUGGAUGGCUCUUAACCUUCUUCCUCCUCAUCUCUCUCCUCGCCAUUAUCGGUUAUCAGCUUAUGUGUUUGGCUGAUCUCCAAUUCGAUCAUAGUAACCCAUAUGAUUCCGCAAAAUGGAUAAAUUUGAGUGUUGUACCUGAAUUUGUCAUGCAAGGAGUCUUGUGCAUUGCCUAUCUCAUAACAAGACACUGGUUCAUGUGUCUCCUAUCCCUUCCAUACCUAUGUUAUGAUAUCAGAUUGUACUGGCGGAGACAGCACUUGGUUGAUGUAACUGAGAUCUAUAACCAGCUCAACUGGGAAAAGAAGCAGAGACUUAUUAAACUCUUCUAUCUUAUAAUGCUCUUGAUUUCUUCUCUUCUCUGGUUGCUUUCAACUGUUGGACAAGAUGAUGAAUUUUGACUGAGUUUACCCAACAUAAGUUUUAAGUAACAUCAGCUUUACUUUUAACUCAUCGGGGAAGGCACAAUUGGAUUGGGUAGAUGUUGAGCAGCACAUGGUUUCCUCAGAGACUCGGGAUAAACAAACAAUCUUGGAUCAGAUCACUUGGUACGCAACACCAUUUUUACUGUUGUGUUAUUCUAUUGGUGACGUCCCUCGUGCACUCUAAGGUGCAAUGUGCAGUUAGGCUAAGACUGUAAUUCAAUGGGACCAUAUGACCGUCUCCUGUUGUGUUAUCCUGUUGGGGACAUCCUUCAUGCUUUUAAUUGGCAUAAAUAUGACAUAUGGAC